AGCGAGCGAGCGAGCAGUUGCAAAAGAGGGAGCAAAGUUGCAGCUGAACCACACACGGGACCAUGGAGCAGAGUAACAAUUCAGAGGAGGAGGCAGUGGGUCCCUCUGAAGAUGAUGCACUGCCCAGUCUUCCUCCUGGCCUCUCGGACUCCCAGGCGGUGGAGCUGCUGUGGCAGGUGCGGGCCCAGCGGCGGCAGCCCUCGCCGACCCUCCCGGACACAGUCACCCGCCUGACGGCGCCCGACGGAAGCCUGGUGUACCUGGUGGGCACGGCGCACUUCAGCGACAGCAGCAAGAGGGACGUCGCCACGACGAUCCGGGCCGUGCAGCCGGACGUGGUGGUGGUGGAGCUGUGCCAGUACAGGGUGUCCAUGCUGAAGAUGGACGAGAAGACGCUGCUGAAGGAAGCCAAGGACAUCAACCUGGAGAAGGUCCAGCAGGCCAUCCGACAGAAUGGAGUGAUGUCAGGCCUGAUGCAGAUUCUGCUGCUGAAGGUGUCAGCCCACAUCACAGAACAGUUGGGCAUGGCCCCUGGGGGCGAGUUCAGGGAGGCCUUCAGGGAGGCCGGGCGCGUGCCCUUCUGCAAGUUCCACCUGGGCGACCGGCCAAUCGCAGUGACCUUCAAGCGCGCCAUCGCGGCGCUUAGCCUGUGGCAGAAGGUGCGGCUUGCGUGGGGCCUGUGCUUCCUGUCUGACCCAAUCAGCAAGGAGGACGUGGAGAAGUGCAAGCAGAAGGACUUGCUGGAGCAGACCAUGUCGGAGAUGAUCGGCGAGUUCCCCGCGCUGCACCGCACCAUCGUGGCCGAGCGCGACAUCUACCUCACGCACACGCUGCGGCAGGCCGCCCGCUGCGUGGAGGCGCCCCCUAAUGCAGAGAAAGUGCCUGCGGUGGUGGUCGGGGUUGUGGGAAUGGGUCACGUUCCCGGCAUAGAGAGGAACUGGGACAAGCAGCUCAACAUCCAGGAGAUCAUGAGUGUGGCCCCGCCCUCUCGUUUUGGCUGGGUGUUACGGACAGCCCUAAAGGGGGCGGUGCUGGGGGUGCUGGGCUACGCCUGCUACCGGGCGGGAGGGGGCGUGGGCAGGGCCCUCCUCUCCGUCCCCGCUGUCCAGUCACUGCUCAAUAGCCUGCGACCGCCCCCUGCCCCCUGACUGCGGGCGCCACGCCCCCCUCCCAGCGCCCCCCCUGACAGAGACUGCGUAUGACACCGAUGGCCUUAAACACAAGGGGUGGGGGUUCACCCCAGGGUUUCUGGGAAUCCAUGCUGAAUUCAGAGGGCCAGGGCUUAGGCCCGCCCUCUCUCCCCCAGCCCCGCCCACCCCAUGGUUUCCUCUGCGUGUGGAAUCAGAACAGUGCUGCUGAAACCCGGACAGAGUUCAUUUUCCCAGACUAUUGCAAACAAAACCAGGAUUUUGUAGGUUUUACAUGUGCCGCCUCAACUGGCUUUUUACCCCCACGUUCACGAUUGGCCGCUUCCGACGGAGGAGGACUGAUAUCCACCAAUAGGACAGCUGCACAGACCUGCAUUCCUCUUUCAGACACGGCAGACUAAAUCCCAGCUGUGUGUGUGUGAGUAUCGAGUAUAACUGCUGCUGCACCUCAUUUCGGACUGAUCCCAUAUCAACGAUCAUGGAGGUGGCUGAGCCGGGUGACUUGCCAAGUGCUGAUCAGAGAUCAGUCGGGAUCGUGGGAUUAUAGAGGAGGCCUCUGUAUGCAUAGAUGGGGGAACAGCAGUUAGAUGCAGCUCCGUAAGAGAGUAAAAGUGCUCCAGCAACCACCUUAUUUAAAACCAGUCCUGAAUCAUAUUUACCAAAAGGAGUUCUUGGUUCUGAUCAUGCCUGGGCCUGAUGGAGACUCUAGUGCCUCCUGGUGGUUCUGGCACACCUGAGCUUCUCCCUUGGUCAUUGCAGACUACAAACCCAAGUAUCUUUUUUAGUAUAAGCAUACUUUAAAUUCAAAUUAGCAAUUACUUUGUUCCUUCUGAUAUAUUACCUCUAUAAAAAUGGCUUCUCCAUUAGUGUUACAGACUCAGUAUAGUUCGGUGCCAAUGUAACCAGUGCACUUUGUCACACUGAUUGUAGGCAGGGUAAUGGUCAGCACCCCAUGAGGGAACUGGUGUUCACAGAACAACCAGGAUGGUCACUAUGAGUGUAGUAACGUGAUACAAAUGUGUCAUAAAAGCAUAAUGGGUGCUGCAGUAAAAUCACUAGCCAUAAUCACACGCCAGAGGAAAAAUGCCCAGUUUAAAUCUGUUCUAGGCUGAUCAUGGUUUUACCGUGUUUGGCGGUAAACCUGGCAGCGGUUGCUGUAGCACUUUUCUCUCUCAUGGCUGACCCUGCAGACUACCCCCGGCUGCUGCAGCUGUUCUUCCUCAGGCGGCAAGAACGUGGGCGGGGCUGACAUAUCGUAUGCACAUGCGACCGGACAGUGCCUCCCCCCCCC
Messenger RNA from Megalops cyprinoides (Indo-Pacific tarpon), 2439 nucleotides. RefSeq names its product TraB domain containing (gene trabd). The transcript has 10 exons. Bases 63 to 1148 code for a protein of 361 amino acids. NCBI's taxonomy places the organism in Eukaryota, Metazoa, Chordata, Actinopteri, Elopiformes, Megalopidae. The record is from RefSeq and is a predicted model, not a curated record.